AUGAGGCGAUCCGGAUUGGAGGCCCGAGCUGGAUUAUCCGAUCGAGAGAGAGGUGGUCGGGAUCAAGUGUGGUGGGCCCUUUUAAGCGGCUCUCAUGAAAACCCUCCACAUUCCACGCUGGCCUCACCGCCCUUCAACCUUGUAUUGGAAAUGUUGAUCAGAGUCUGCCAUAUUGUUACGCAGUCCUCCUUCUAUAGGUUUUAUCAGAGCCUCCUUCUUGCCCGUAGGAUCCAUCUGCUAUCUCCUGGUUCAAGUAUUUCACUCGACCCCUGCCACCUCAUCUCUGCUACUCGAGCCGUUAUUUCCCACAUUCUGCGUCUGCUAGACUAA
Molecule: messenger RNA, 330 nt
Organism: Protopolystoma xenopodis
Lineage: Eukaryota; Metazoa; Platyhelminthes; Monogenea; Polystomatidea; Polystomatidae
Source: the annotation of a GenBank genome assembly